CUUUGAUUGUUUCCUUGGAGAAUACAAAUCUCAUUUCCGACCUUUUUGUGCCUUGUCGUUGAGCGUUCAUAUUAUUUGAUUUUUGUCCUGGAACCAUUUUAUCUUAUUCCUACUUUUGAUAUACAUAUACCAUCUGGCCUGGUUUAUUCACGUCUGGAAUUAAGAGGGCUGAUUUCGCUAAAAUCUUCCUUGUCUUUUUAUUAAAACAUGUCGAGCAACGGAUCAAGUCCUCAUUCCACUCCAGCAGAGACCGAUUGUCUCGUUUGUGGGUCAGGAAAGUCUCUCACAAAGAAUCCUAUCCUUUUUUGUGAUGGCCCUGAUUGUGAUAUACCGGUGCACCAAAAGUGUUACGGUAUCGAGGUUGUUCCAGAAGGCAAUUGGUACUGCCAGAGAUGUGAGGAUCAUAUUCCUGUAGCCAACACGCCAAGUUGUUGUUGUCCACAACGUACAGGGGCAUUCAAACGCACCACAGCUCCCAACCAAUACAUCCAUGUUGCAUGUGCACGCGCUCACCCAAGCUUAAACGACAACGAGGACCCCAUCACCUUUAACUCAUCCUUGGCUCAAAAGCAAAUCUGUUGUCUCUGCAAAUCUGAUUUUGGUAUAUGCUCCGUGUGCAGCAUCGAUAAUUGCCUCAGAGCCAUGCAUGUUACCUGCGCACAGAAAGAAGACCUUAUGACCAAGGGCAAAAACAACAGUUUAUACUGUGAUAUUCACAGGGAUAUUGGUGCAUUAAACAGAAUUCUUAAGAAGACGCAGGCGCAGCAGAAUCAAGUCUCCAAGUCGGAUUCGGCUUAUCAUCGCUUAACUAAGCGCAGUAAAUCAUAUCGAGAGUUGUCAACAGAUGAUGAGAAUGAUGACGAGGAUGAUGGUGAUGGGGAUCAUGAGGCUGAAGACGACGAAGAGUCAUCAAUCUCAGAUAACGAGAUGCUGGAUCCAACCGCGGAAUAUGGAUCGGAAGAUGAUCGUCGCCGCAGCAAUAACAGCAAGUCAAAUGCGUCCUCAAGUUCUUCUUCAACAGCAGGCUCUAGAAGCCAUUCUAAGAAUAAGCGCUCGGUAGAUACAACUGAGCGGCGGCGGAGGGAGAGGAACUCUGAUUCUGAAGAGAUUGAUGUAGAUGAUUCGGAAGCAGUCUUGGGCAGCUCAACUAGCAUAUCUGGUGGUGGGUCCAUGGGGCAACGAAAAAAAGUGAAGAGCGUCAGCAAAGCACCCAAGGAGUCCGCGGCUGAGUCGCAGCGACGGAGGCUAUUAAUGACCCUAGAUAAGAACAAGAGGAGGCAGAACUCUACUGGCAAUAGCAUUAACAAUCUUACCAACCUGAGCAAUAUGCCCAUCCGUACUUUGGGAGGCCUUGGAGUGACUGCAUCUAAUUCUAUACUCGGUAGCGCCUCUGGUAAUAGUGAAGUCAAACAAAAGCUACCAGGGAUAAGCCGGUACAACAGCAACAAUUCAACCAUCAACGAUAAUCCAUCUAGCAACCUUUUUACAUCUGCUAGUAGCCCAUCACCCUCAAUUGGAUCCAUGGAUCGGUUUGGUGGUAGCGGUUACAGUCAGAGUAAUGGGCGUGGAACAAAUCCUAAUGAUGGCUCUGCAAGGAACCCCAAAAGUCUGACCUUCGAUCUUCACUCUGGAAUCGAUGCAUCCAGUCUCAAAGCAUCUAGUUCCCAUCAAGGAUCAACAUCUUCAGGCUCUAUCGCCCUCAACACUGGAUCGCCUGUUCACAAUCGCCUGAACGACAAACAGCAGCAAUCACCCAAAUCAGCCCCCCUUCCACUACUUGACGAUUCUAAGGAUCUGCAGACAAUCGUGCGAAAUCUGCAAGCCAAGUUGGCCAACCAGGAAGGUAUUAUUCAAGCAAUGUCAACGCAAAAUCAACAAUUACAGCAACAACUGGCUGGAAGCAAUAGCAGUGGAACCCUUGCUUUAGCAGGAUCAAGUGGAUCGAACUCAAAUAUGAAUAGUACACACGUUGCUGGAGCACCAGGCCAGGAUUUACAAUAUAGAUUCGAUAAGCUGCAACAUGUACACGCAGAAGAAAAAAUGCGCAACUUGAUGCUACGGAAAAAUCUUCGAGAUCUUUUUGGGUUUUUGCAGGUGCCUGUAGUUUCCACAGGAGGUGAAGGUGGUGAGAGCACUAACGUACUUUUGGAGUGGAAUCCUGAGAAAUUGGACGAGUACGUUCAGGCAUUAAGGGAUUCUGUGGUCGGAACAGAACCUAUUCGAUCUACUCUUGAUGUCAAGCGACGAGAUAUAGUUGUAGACAGAGUUUUGAAAGAGAUUAACAAUAACUAAAUUACCCGUCUAGAGCAUACCCUGUAGAAUACAUUUGUAUUACUUUAUUUAUUAGUCCGCAUAUUGCAUUUCGCAUUCUGUUUAUAUUGCACUCAACUUUUUUAUAAUACAGAUCUAAAAUAAAAGGUGCAAGAGUAGUUUUUUUUUUUUUUUUUUUUUUUUUUUU
Lobosporangium transversale is the source of this 2458-nucleotide messenger RNA. RefSeq lists its product as hypothetical. The transcript is spliced from 7 exons. Bases 208 to 2292 code for a protein of 694 amino acids. The record is from RefSeq and is a predicted model, not a curated record. Gene Ontology annotation, biological process: regulation of transcription by RNA polymerase II. NCBI's taxonomy places the organism in Eukaryota, Fungi, Mortierellomycota, Mortierellomycetes, Mortierellales, Mortierellaceae.